AUGCCUAUCACAGCCGCAGAGUACAACACUUUCUACUUCAUCGCCAAACUCAUCCGCCAGGUGUUCCCGGGGCACAGAUUGUAUGUCGCCCGUGAAAAGAACCUAGCCGGCAAGGUUCUCAGCUACCACGCCGGGGUAGCGAAGUAUGAAGGCAAGGUGAUGAAGGACAUCAUCAUGGCUAGCGGUAAUGCGAAGAAACGCGUCGAUGCACUAGACACACUUUUGGGAGAUCUGGAGGACUACGUGCACGAUAACUUUGAGCAAAUCGAGGCGGAACGGCGGGCUAGUGAUGCUGCUCGCGACGCCGAGCUGUCGUCCAGUGAAGAGGAAGACGAGGGAGGGAAGAGGAAGGGGGGAACGCUGGGGGGAAGAGGUGUUGAUAAAAAGCCCAGGCUAGACACCGACCAGUCUCUAGGGAAGGGGGACGCGGAAAAGUCUGGGAAACGCAAGCACUUGGAACAAGGCAAGGACAUUCCAAAGUCAAGUGAGGGGUCUUCACCAGUCCGGGUGAAGGCAGGAGCGAAGCCAGAGGAUAGAGUUGAAGGAAGGGACAGGGCGCGGUAG
Molecule: messenger RNA, 564 nt
Organism: Alternaria arbusti
Lineage: Eukaryota; Fungi; Ascomycota; Dothideomycetes; Pleosporales; Pleosporaceae
Exons: 1
Coding region: 1-564 (187 amino acids)
Source: RefSeq, a predicted model, not a curated record